AUGGACACGACACCCUCUCCUCCCCUCGAUCGCGCUGGUUCGCCCGAGCCAUGGGCGGUCCCCUCACUCGCACUGGGCUCAGUGCCCAUGCUCGACCGCUCUGUAUCAACCGCGUCUUCAGUAUCAUCAAUCUCGGGGCGCUCAGCAAGCUCCAGGCUCUCUGAUGGCGGCCGUGGGAGACGGGGCUACAUGCGUCCGGAAGGCACUCAGUUCUCCAAGUCGGCGAAGAACAGGGAAAGCGUGCAAAACCUGGGCACCAUUGCGCAUCUGCAGUACUACUUCGCCCGCACCGGUCUGUUGGACACGGCAACGGGGCGCGUCGCGAAGGGACGAAAGGCCGGGUCGCGCACUUCGAGCGGCAACGAACCCCCACUAUCGCCAAUGGAGGGCGACAUGUCUGUGUUGUCAUUUCCCUCGCCGGAUGGCACCAUGGAGCAUCUUGGCGAGGGCUUCGUUGAGUCACCUCUUGACGAGACUGCCUCGCUUAGCUGGGAGGAUAACGAGCCAAUGAUGCUGCCCCCCACCGUCAGUACCUACAAGAACAACCCUGUCUACCUGCCCCCGCCGCCCGACAUGACGGUCCUGCGCCGGGAACUACGCGAGUCCCUGGCCGAAGCCAUGAAGCACCUGCGUGAGCUGGAGAAGGGCUUUGGUGCCGAGCAAAAGGUCGACGUCGACCAGUCCAGCUGGUUUGAGAUCCAAGGCCUCAACCUACUCGAUGUCACUACCCUUGCCAUCAGGGCAGCGAAGAACUAUUACACUGCACACGAGGAGCCGCAAAGACUCUACUCCCUCAAGUCGGAACGAACCAUCCGGAAGGAACUCUACGAAGUACUCGAGGUCCUGAAACGCCUUGCCAUCCGCAACUUUGCCAACGGAGUACAACCCUACGAGACGAUUUCAAUCAAGCAGUGGGUUGUCGAUAUCGGCAAGCUACUCGACACCGAGGAAGAGAAGGAGAAGCAGGAGCAAGAAGAAAGAGAAAACUGGUCGUGGAGGGAGGGUGAUUGGACUGGCAAGGAGCGUGAAAGAGAACUCCUGUUCCUCAAGUCGUUUGACAGCAGCUCAGACGCCCUCCCAGACUGGACAGAGCCCAAAGAUGGGGAGCUCCCAACUCCCUUCCUAGCAGAACUCCAGAGCGACAAUUUGCGCUACUGGGUCAAGGCAGCUGAGCUACGCUGGGACAUCAAGCUGGACGUUGACGUCAUGGGCAUCGUACAUGGUGACGACGAUCUAGCCUGGAAGAAGCUCGAUAUCGCCCUUCUCAAAUGGUGUCAAGGCGUUCGCGAGGAAAUCACCUUGGAGUGGCAGAAGCAGAAGAACCAGGCCCGGACGCCGACCCUUCAAAUCGACCCCAAUUACGAAACCCAUACAUCCACGAACGAAGGAAUGCUAUUCUCAAUGGAUAACCCUUAUUCCUCCUCCAUUAGCACUUUUCGCACAAACUUGUCCCUCAACUCCGCCGCCGACCACGUCCGAGUCUGCACCGUUGGAGCACACCACGGCUCCGUUUCUGUCGCCAAUUUUACGCACAUCUCGCACUUGUCGCAGAACAGAAAUACCGUGGCACAUCCCGCGUGGGCAUGGAUGCAUUUCGGCCCCAACAGCUUCGACGUAGACGGAACGAAGUGGCGUUUCCAGCGUAACCCAAGCGGUCUUGCCGGGUCGUAG
This is a messenger RNA of Parastagonospora nodorum SN15, 1671 nucleotides long. RefSeq lists its product as hypothetical. Lineage: Eukaryota; Fungi; Ascomycota; Dothideomycetes; Pleosporales; Phaeosphaeriaceae. The coding region runs from base 1 to 1671 and encodes 556 amino acids. The record is from RefSeq and is a predicted model, not a curated record. The transcript is spliced from 3 exons.